Messenger RNA from Pseudomassariella vexata, 1354 nucleotides. RefSeq names its product methyltransferase LaeA. Gene Ontology annotation, molecular function: methyltransferase activity. Bases 341 to 1321 code for a protein of 326 amino acids. Lineage: Eukaryota; Fungi; Ascomycota; Sordariomycetes; Amphisphaeriales; Pseudomassariaceae. The transcript is spliced from 7 exons. The record is from RefSeq and is a predicted model, not a curated record.
UAAAUCAUCUGAAUGCCGGAAAGUUUUGCCCUUCCCACCUUCAAAUUGGCGCCGACCCCCCCACUACAUCCUAAACCUUGAUCCCCAAUCCAACCUACGACCCCUCCGUCUCCUUUCAGGACGCGCUUCGUUUCGCAUCCUCAACCUCUUUGUUCGCGCUCCUCUCAGCUCGAGACUGCCUGCCCAGCACUACACGCAGCAGGAGCCAUUGUCAUCGUGCCUCCAACUGCUCUUCUGUUCUCCACCCCCCUCCCGACUGAACGUCGAGUCGGUUCCAUUUUGUAAUACCAUCCAUUUUCACCUGUCGUCAACCGCCAGCGCGUACUGGGCUGUUGCCACGAUGGCUUUCAACGGGUACAGCUACAAUGGCGGGCCACCGCCCGUCUCUCAACCGGAACCUGCAACAAAUGGACAUCCCCAUUUCCAGGAGAACGGCAGGUUCUAUGGCACGUUCAAGGCAGGCCAUUAUCUAUUCCCUUGUGACGAGGAAGAAUUAGACAGGAUGGAUAUAUUCCACAAGUUCUUUCUAGUCAGUCGUCAAUACGACUCCGUCGCUGGUCUUCAUCAGCGGCCACUGCCACCUGGAGUGAAGCCUCGAAUCCUUGAUCUUGGUUGUGGCACGGGGAUCUGGGCCAUUGACAUGGCAGAGAAGUACUACAACCAAGAGCCCCACGUCAUCGGAUGGGACCUGUCCCUAUCGCAACCAUCCGCGAUCCCUCCCAACACUCAAUUCUUUCAGCGGGAUAUGACAGAUCCCAACUGGGAUGUCGAGCCCGACUCGUUUGACCUUGUCUUCAUGCGCAUGCUGGCAGGCAGCGUCAAGGACUGGCAAACACUGUAUCGUAAUGUUUUCAGCCGUCUAAAACCUGGGUCAGGCGUCUUUGAGCAUGUCGAGAUCGACUUUCGUCCCCACAAUGUUGAUGGUAGCGCCCCUCAAAAUUCCAGACUUGCUCAAUGGGCCAGAGAGCUACACGCAGCUUUCGACCGGUUCGGGAAACCCCUCCUGGUGACCCCCGAUCCGGAGCACUUAUUGAAGCAGGCCGGCUUUGUGGACGUGGAACACUUAAUCAAAGAUGUGCCAUUUCACCCAUGGCCCGAGGAUGAGCACAAGAAAGAUAUAGGACGGUGGUUCAACCUUGGCAUGACGCAGGGAAUCGAGGCCCUGACCAUGGCACCACUAACGAGGAUGAGAGGGUUCACCAGGGAGCAAGUCCUGACCCUCGCACAGGAUGUGCGGAAGGAGAUUGGCACAAGGUCUUUCAGGGUCUCGUGUACAAUGCAUAUUUGGACUGCAAAAAGACCACUUCCCACCAGGUACUAGCGCCAAAACCACGACACCCCUGAGGCCCUUAGU